Penicillium oxalicum is the source of this 1389-nucleotide messenger RNA. RefSeq names its product amidohydrolase. The record is from RefSeq and is a predicted model, not a curated record. Lineage: Eukaryota; Fungi; Ascomycota; Eurotiomycetes; Eurotiales; Aspergillaceae. Gene Ontology annotation, molecular function: hydrolase activity, acting on carbon-nitrogen (but not peptide) bonds. Bases 1 to 1389 code for a protein of 462 amino acids. The transcript is spliced from 3 exons.
AUGCUUUACACGCACGCUACUAUCAUCACUGUAGAUGGCACCCGUCGGAUCGUCGACGAUGGGGCCAUUCGCGUACAAGGAGACCUCAUUGCCGAUAUUGGAAAGUCUGCGGUGCUCAAAGAUCGCUAUCCGGAGGAUGAUGAACAUGAUCUGUCCGGUCGCAUCAUCAUUCCCGGACUGGUCUCGACCCACAUGCAUACAGCCCAGACACUGCUGCGCGGCACUGCGGAUGAUCUGGAGCUGGUGUCGUGGUUGUGCGAGCGCAUCUGGGUGCUGCAGGGCAAUUUCACCGAGGCAGACGGGUAUGCGGCGGCGCGACUCAGCAUUGGAGAAAUGCUCAAGUCGGGCACGACAUGUUUCUUGGAGAGCAUGUUUGCCAAUCGCUAUGGCUUUGAUGGUCUGGCUCGCGCGGUGGAAGAGUCCGGAAUUCGGGGCUGCUUGGGUAAGAUCGUGAUGGACAUUGCCAAGUAUGCCAAAGACGAUGCGUGGGCGAUGCAUCCGGGUCUCGUUGAAGAUCGCGAGACGUCCCUCGUUGGCACACUGCAGAUGUGGGAGAAGUGGAACGGUGCCGCCAACGAUCGCAUUCGCGUCUGGUUUGGUGCUCGAACACCGGGCGGCGUUUCUGAUGCCUUGUACAAGGAGAUGACCGCCUUGUCGCGUGAGAAACACAUCCCGAUCACCAUGCAUUGUGCCGAAGUCAAGGCCGAUCGGGACUUUUUCGCCUCCGUGUCGCACACACCCAUGUCGUACUGCGAGUCUGUGGGCCUAUUGGGCCCAUCCACUGUUCUGGUGCACAUGGUUCAUCUGGACGAUUCCGACAUCAAAACCCUCGCAGCAUCCGGCACUCACGUCGCGCAUUGCCCGACCUCCAACGCAAAACUCGCCUCGGGAAUCUGCCGCGUCCCAGACCUGCAGCGCGCGGACGUCAAUGUUGGCUUAGGUACGGACGGGGCCCCGUGCAACAACACUUGUGAUCUUUUGCAGGAGAUGAAGUUAGCAGCCAUCAUCCACAAGAGCAUCUCAUAUGACCCCACCGCGGUCCCCGCCGAGUCUGUCCUUGAGAUGGCUACCAUUAACGGGGCCAGGGCAUUGGGCUUGCAAGACCGCAUUGGAAGUCUGGAGAUUGGCAAGAAGGCAGACUUUGUAGCCAUUGAUGUCCGAGGCAUUCACAACCAGCCUUGGCAUAACCCCGUCAGCGCAGUCGUCUAUACUGUGACCGGUCGUGACGUCGACGUGGUGGUUGUCGAUGGCAGAAUGCUUGUCCAGAACGGUGAACUGCUGACCAUGAAUGAGCAGGAGAUUGUCGAGGAGGCUCAGAGACGCAGUCGCGAAGUUAUUGAACGUGCAGGCCUCACUAGUAAAGUGAAGAGUCGCUGGCCUAUCGAAUAA